Xenopus laevis (African clawed frog) is the source of this 2511-nucleotide messenger RNA. RefSeq names its product cellular repressor of E1A stimulated genes 2 L homeolog (gene creg2.L). The transcript is spliced from 4 exons. Gene Ontology annotation, cellular component: cytoplasm; endomembrane system; extracellular region. The record is from RefSeq and is a predicted model, not a curated record. The coding region runs from base 266 to 1174 and encodes 302 amino acids. Lineage: Eukaryota; Metazoa; Chordata; Amphibia; Anura; Pipidae.
CUAUAGCGCCCCUGGCUGAACGCAUGUGUUCUUGUGAAUGAAUGAAUUUACUUAUUUCCCCAUCCUCACUAAAUGUAUAAUUCCAAAGUGUCUUUAGUGAUUGAGUACAAAUGGAAUAUUCGUGGAAUGUUCUAAUCCGCUAAACACACAUUCGGGGAAAUGAUCUAUAGCCGAGGCAAAAUCAAAUACCGCUUUGUAUCACAAGAGGGCGCUCGGAGCACUGUAAAACGACAAAUACUGUCUGGGCUUCUGCUCGACUAUCGAAAUGCAGAUUCCAGCAUCCUAUGGCAGCCUCAAAAUGUCUGUGUACUUCUUUCCCAGCGGAUCAGCUGCCCUUGUCUGCUUGCUCUGGGCGUUCGCCUGCGUCUGGCUGCCCUGUUCCCACAGCUAUGUCAUUGUUAACUCGGUGUCUUGGUCCGUAACCAACGAGGUGGAGGAGGAACUGGACAGUUCUUCCACAGAAGAUGUGCUGCCAGCCCUGCUGGAGGAUACCAUCAGCAUAUGGAAACAAAGCUACCCAGCCUCUUUCAAAGAGGAAAGCAGAGACAUGAAGUCCAGGCCUGCGUCAGACAGAUCCAAGCAGAUCUCUUCUUCCUCCAGAAUGUUCUCAUACAAGAGAGAAAGUAAUGUGGCCACAGAGAGCCCCUCUCCCCCAUCUCAAGCAGCAAUGGCCCUCCAUCAGAAAAUGGCCAAGAAUGCCAGGGUCCUUGCACACCACAGCAAAUGGGGUUUCCUAGCCACAAUGUCCACACAGGAGUCGAUUGCAGGAGUACCCUUUGGACAUGUUCUACUCACCAGUGAUGGCCCAAUGGAUAAUGGUACAGGUGACCCUUAUAUUUAUGCCAACCAAAAGGCCAGCUUUAUCUCUGAUUUGCUAAAAAAUCCAGUAGCCUCGCUGACAUUCUCUGAUCCGGAUGCUGACUUGUGCAAGAGCAUCACUGAAGAGCAUGAUCCUCAAACUGCGGCCCUGACCCUGACAGGCCAGAUGGUAAUUGUGCCGCCAGAAGAAGCAGACUUUGCAAAAAAAGCAUUGUUUUCCAGGCAUCCUGUAAUGAGGAAAUUAUCUCAGAAUUCUGGCUGGCUGCUAAUGAAAAUGAAGACAGAGCAUGUGCACGUAACAGAUUGUUAUGGCAAGACUUUCACAAUUAAGAUGGAAGAUUACUACCAAUCUUAGCCUGUGUGAGAUCUUCUUCAGUAUUAUAAAGCAUGGAGGAUAUCGAUGUCCAUGUUACCUUAAACGGGAGAAAAAACAUGCCAAUUAAAAGAAGUAUAUUUUAGCUUCACCUACCCUGUCAAUGUUCAGUGAAGUAUACAGGAAAAGAUUAAUCUGCACCCCGUAUCUGUACUUCUCUACAUAUUUGUAUUUCUUAAGGCAAGUUGGUGCUACAUACGACUUCCUCUCCCGAUAUAGCUCAAUAUAGUUGCAGAUAUAUUUAUAUUGUUUUCAGAAUUCAUAAUUGGUAUUUUCAAAUGCAAUUAUGUGGCCAUUCUGAAUAGACAGUGGCCAGAUGUUGCUUGCAUAUUGCCUCUAAAUGCAUAAGUCGUAUCCUACAUUUAUGGAUAGACUUUAUUUUGAUCAAAAGAUCAUUAUUAGAUUAAUUACAAGCUUUUGCUUAUUUGAUUGAUGUGAUGGUAGAUGAACAAGCAAUAAUGAUCUAGUGGUUAAAUGAACUGACCAAAAAUGUAUUCUGUAAAUAAUUUAGAAAAUGUACACCCUAAAAGUUUCCUCAUCUGCCAUUCAUCUUGCUUUCUACAAAGUCACUAUUUCUCUUGUAAGUAUUACUGUUCCUUAACUCCGUAUUCUUCCGUAUUCAGCUUGUACUUUUGACUUUUUAGCUAUCAAUUGCAGAAUUGCUGAGGCUUCCAGUGUGCUUCGAAAUGAUUUCACUGUUCUUGGCUAAAUAUGCUUCUAUGCUGAAAAUAUAUCCCAGCCCAAUUCCAAACUAGAACAUGUAAGGUCAGGUUCAGUAUAACUAUACAUUGACAUACAUUACUUAUAUGUAUAAUAUGACCACCAUGUAGGCACCUGCUUGCUGAAAGAAACCUAUGACCACAUGUUUGUUUGACAUCAUAUUUUUCUGUAGUACUGCCUAGUCUGUCUCAGAUCGAUUAAUAAAUUCCUGAGUGCAUAUAUUUGCGAAUUACUUAGAUGUAUGGAUGCAUGCAUCCGCUGCUUUAUUUUGGCCUUAUUGCCCAGCAGGCCUGGGAUGUCCAUAUGUAGUUUGGCAACACCAUCAAUCAAAGCUGGUGGCCUAAUGAUGACUUACACCCAAUGUGGCCACUACAUUGCCAUUUGCAUUUACAUGUUAUGUAUAUGAAGGGCAUUAGAUAAUAUUAAGUCCUAAGUUACUUCUUCCAUAAAGAGAGUUUUGGAAAUAUAUUUUGUGCCUCUGGCUGUAAACAGUUAAUUAAAAAAUUGAAUGUAUUAAUCUGUAAUUUAUUAUCUGUUUUAUGAUAGAGUUCUGAGAUUUGAAAGACAAGGCAUUAAAGAAACAGUAAUUGCAAAAUUAA